ACAGUGAAAAUCUCAUGAACUCAUCAAUUAAACUUUAUAUUAAAAUAUUGCUCUACUCCUACUAUAUAUAUGUGACAAAGAAAGGUCUCUUGGUGUCAUCCAAAAGCAAUUUUCUCUCUAAUUAAGUCUAUUCUUCUUCCUUUAGCUUCUAUUAAAUUUAUUAUUCUUCUUUUAUAGUGAUCAAAAAAAUGGCUGGCAUUGCUUUUGGACGUGUUGAUGAUUCAUUCAGUGCUGGGUCUCUUAAGGCCUAUCUUGCUGAAUUCAUCUCCACUUUGCUCUUUGUCUUCGCUGGUGUUGGCUCCGCCAUUGCUUACAACAAGUUGACAGUAAAUGCUGCACUUGACCCGGCUGGGCUCGUAGCUAUUGCAGUUUGCCAUGGAUUCGGUCUCUUCGUGGCUGUUUCAAUUGCUGCUAACAUCUCUGGUGGUCAUGUUAACCCUGCUGUCACCUUCGGAUUGGCCCUUGGUGGUCAAAUUACCCUUCUUACUGGCCUUUUUUACACCAUUGCUCAACUUUUGGGCUCCAUUGUAGCUUGCAUCCUCCUCAAAUUCGUCACCGGAGGAUUGGCUAUUCCAACUCAUGGAGUGGCAGCUGGUGUGGGUGCCAUUGAAGGAGUUGUGAUGGAAAUAAUUGUCACCUUUGCUUUGGUAUACACUGUAUACGCAACAGCAGCUGACCCAAAGAAGGGCUCAUUGGGCACAAUUGCACCUAUUGCUAUUGGUUUCAUUGUUGGUGCUAACAUUUUGGCUGCUGGCCCAUUCUCUGGUGGAUCAAUGAACCCAGCCCGUUCAUUUGGGCCUGCAGUUGCUGCCGGUAACUUUGUUGGUCACUGGAUUUACUGGGUUGGCCCACUCGUUGGUGGUGGAUUGGCUGGCCUUAUUUACAGCAAUGUGUUCAUGAACCAAGAGCAUGCUCCUCUCUCCAGUGAUUUCUAAGUUAAAUUUGUUCCAGUUUGAUUGUGGGCCUAAAAGCCCAUUUGAAUUUCGCUUUUAAGAAAAAGCCAUUUUUUUUGUUGUUUCUUUGUUUUUUCCCUGUUGUUAUUUUGUUUUUGUAGUUCUUGGUUUGCAGCUGUACAUCCAUUAUCUUUGGUGAGACGUUCUUGUUAUGAUGCUCGAAUUUGGUCAAAA
Messenger RNA from Capsicum annuum, 1127 nucleotides. RefSeq names its product aquaporin TIP2-1. Lineage: Eukaryota; Viridiplantae; Streptophyta; Magnoliopsida; Solanales; Solanaceae. Gene Ontology annotation, biological process: water transport; transmembrane transport. The transcript is spliced from 3 exons. Gene Ontology annotation, cellular component: membrane. The record is from RefSeq and is a predicted model, not a curated record. The coding region runs from base 189 to 935 and encodes 248 amino acids. Gene Ontology annotation, molecular function: water channel activity.